Molecule: messenger RNA, 988 nt
Organism: Pseudocercospora fijiensis CIRAD86
Lineage: Eukaryota; Fungi; Ascomycota; Dothideomycetes; Mycosphaerellales; Mycosphaerellaceae
Exons: 3
Coding region: 80-988 (302 amino acids)
Biological process (GO): proteasome-mediated ubiquitin-dependent protein catabolic process
Cellular component (GO): proteasome regulatory particle, base subcomplex; nucleus; cytosol
Molecular function (GO): polyubiquitin modification-dependent protein binding
Source: RefSeq, a predicted model, not a curated record
GAACUGCUCACUCGGCCUUCAUCAGCUCCAACACCACCAGCCAUACAGAUAAGCGAGAAAUUCAGACGAUACCGCCAAGAUGGUGCUGGAGGCGACGAUGAUCGUCGUCGACAACAGCGAAAGCAGCAGAAACGGUGACUAUGUGCCAUCGCGAUGGGAGGCUCAAGUCGAUGCUGUCAACCUCAUCUUUCACUCCAAGACGCAAGCAAAUCCAGAAUCAUCAGUUGGACUGAUGAGCAUGGGUGGAAGCGGUCCCGAAGUCCUUACCACGCUCACAACCAAUCCCGGCAAGAUACUUGAUGGGCUGCACAGGACGAAGGUCAAGGGAGAGUCACAUCUGUACACGGGAAUCAUGAUUGCUUCACUCGCACUCAAGCAUCGCCAAAACAAAUCGCAACGGCAACGGAUAAUUGUAUUCACGUGCUCGCCGAUCGCCGACUCAUCCAGCACACUCACGAAGCUCGCCAAGCGAAUGAAGAAGAACAAUACUAGCAUCGACAUCAUCGCGUUUGGCGAUCUUACGGACGAGAACCUCGACAAGCUACGCGCAUUCAAUGAAGCUGUGAAGUCGAACGACGGAUCGCAUCUGGAGAUCAUACCUCCAGGCCCCAACCUUCUGUCAGACACUAUCGUCGCUUCACCGAUCCUCGCUGGUGAGGGUGGCGCGGCGGCCGCAAAUGGAGGAGGUGAUGCAGGCCAGGCAGGAGGCAAUGACUUCGAGUUUGGUGUUGACCCGAACCUGGAUCCUGAAUUGGCGCUUGUGCUGCGUAUGAGUAUGGAGGAGGAGAAAGAGCGGCAAGAGCGUGAGAAGAAGGCGAAGGAAGAGGCAGAAGGCAAGACAAACCUUGAGAGCGUAGCCGAGAAUACGGAAGGCGAGGCGAGUGAGAGCCAGCCGCUGCUGGGGAGCAAUGGAGAGCCGAGUGGGUCCGGCAGCUCUUCGAAAAAGGACGAUAAGAAGGACGACCAGGACAAUAUGGAUACAGCGUGA